Messenger RNA from Hydractinia symbiolongicarpus, 1361 nucleotides. RefSeq lists its product as uncharacterized. The transcript has 3 exons. The record is from RefSeq and is a predicted model, not a curated record. Gene Ontology annotation, molecular function: GTPase activity; GTP binding. Bases 173 to 910 code for a protein of 245 amino acids. Lineage: Eukaryota; Metazoa; Cnidaria; Hydrozoa; Anthoathecata; Hydractiniidae.
UAAUAAGAAGCCAGGUAACUACGUCACAAGCAAAAAUGUGCUGAAUAAUGAAUUGACCCAGUCCUUUUGCCGCGUUCGAAAGUUUGUGAAGAUGGUAGGCUAGUGCAGCAAGAUCAAAACAAACAAACGAUGUUAAUAAGCUGCUGGUUCGCUGCUGAAGCUUCCUAACAAAAUGGCUAAAACACAGUCUCGACCAAGUAGUGCAAUAAGUGUAGAAAACGAUCCCAUUUUACCACGUUAUGGCAGUGGUCGCUGGAGAAAGGGAAAUAAAAUGUCAGGAACACGUUAUAAAGUCUGUUUAUCAGGAAAAUUUGAUGUUGGAAAAACGUCAAUAUUCAUGCGUGUACAGGAUAUGGAAUUCUCUGAAGAAAAACCCACCUGUCAAACGUUAACAUAUGAAUUUAAAGACAAAGAUGAUGAAACUAUUGAGUAUUCUAUAUGGGACACAAAUGGUUUUGAAGAGCGUGAUACAUCAACAAUGGGUGACCACUACCGGAAUGCUCACUGCAUUAUAUUUGUAUACGAUACUUCAGAUUUUAGUUCUUUGGAAUAUUUAGAAUAUGAACUGGAAUCAAUCGAAAAGAACCAAUAUGCACCCAAUACAAAAUUUAUUUUAAUACAAAACAAAAUCGACAUUAAACCUACCAAAUUAAUACCAUAUGAACAGCAAAAAGAAUUCAUUUCCAAUUCUAAGUUACGAAAUAAAAUAGAUUUAUUUUGGCAGACUUCGGCAAAGACUAGUGAAGGCAUUAAAGAAUUAUUUGAUGGAGAGCUGCAAGAAUUAUUAACCAUCCCGGAUCGUGAAGAGAAACAACUAACAGCGUUUGAUAGGUUUAUAGCAGAAUCGACAGAAAAUGUAGCAAAGAUCAAAGGGAAAAAGAAGCGCAAACUAAAAUGUAAAACUAUGUAACGUUGUAUUUCCUUGUGUAUAUUUUUUGUAAAUUUUGUAUUUACACAAUUCUAUAAUGUCACUAACAACAUAGGGAGUGUUGACUUCUGUUCCACUUUUAUUUAACUUCCACUUUUACUUAAAAUUAUCCAAAGAUGAGAAACCAUGUUGAGCUUUUGUGGUAAAGUUAUUCAUUGUUUUCAGAAGGUUUGCCAGUGAUCUGACGAACCUAGAGAACCUUUGGAAUUUUUAUAACUGAGUCAAAAAGCAUCUAUUUUGCACUUACGCCGAAUCAGAUAUUUAGACACAGCAAAAUUGGUUAUAUACGUCACUACGAAAGAGCCUUGCAAGUUUUGCCUUUUAUUUAUGUUUAUUAUUUUGUUAAAUAUUAUAUUUUUAUUGUUUUGGGAAUCUCUUUUAGAUUUAUUUUUGCACUAUUCCUAUAAAAUAUUCUAAUAUAAUUUUGACUAAA